GAACAUCUUCACCAUGUUUGAAGAUUCCCGAGCCACGGAAUCAGAGACCAGCGGCAGUCCUGACACUUUCCGUGUCCGCCAAGUGACGUCCCAGUCGGAAGUGUCUCUUAUGCUAGAGUGGGUAGCGGCCGAAGGAUGGCGCCCGGGCGUGUAUGAUGCAGAAAGCUACUACCGCCAGGAUCCUACAGGUUUCCACUUGGCUGAGGUUGAUGGUGUGCCGGUAGGGGGAGUCGCGCUGGUUAAAUACGGUGAGAACUUCGCCUUUGGGGGCAACUUGAUCAUGAAGCCUGCCUUCCGCGGUAAGGGAUAUGCACGGAGGAUGGCUAGGGUCGUGAUGGAAGCAUCAGACAUGUCUGACAGAAACAUCGGGUUAGAGAGUAUGGUCGAUUUGCAGGAUGCUUACAGUAGGGUCCUUGGAGUCCAGUUUGCAUGGAAAAACACCCGAUUUCGAGGGGUUGGCAGCAACACCUUCACGGGUGUCAAACAAGACGACAAUCCGGCGGCUCUUGUUCCUGUCAAAGAGGUGGACUUCGAGCAUCUCUGUGUGUUCGAUGCGUCAGUGUUUGGCACGCCGCGACCAGCUUUUCUGAAGAGUUGGAUCUCGCAGCCUGGCAUGGUCGCCCUGGCCGCUGUAACAACCACUCCGGCUGGUGAAGACGACGAGCACAGACAGGAGACCAGGAUUGCCGGCUACGGCUGUAUUCGACUGAGCGUCGAAAGCUACAAGGAUGUCAACUUUUCCCGUAGAAUCGGCCCCAUCUUUGCCGAGUCUGCAGCGGUUGGUUCGCAGCUGUUUGCCGCCCUGGUAGCCACUGUACCGCCGGGAGUUCCUUACUACAUCGACGUUCCUGAGACAAACGAAAGCGCCAUGAAGCUUGCCAGGGAAUCCGUUUUAGAGUCGGUAUCCCAGACGGCACGUAUGUUUACCAAAGGCGAUGGAGGAGUCAAAUGUAGCAUGGUCUACGGUAUCACCACUUUAGAACUUGGUUAACACUGAAAUAUGCCGAGGUCAGAUAUUUAGCAAGUACUCUAGCACGCAUACUUUCUGGGGAUAUGUUGGUCGCUAU
Branchiostoma belcheri (Belcher's lancelet) is the source of this 1067-nucleotide messenger RNA. RefSeq lists its product as uncharacterized. Bases 14 to 991 code for a protein of 325 amino acids. Lineage: Eukaryota; Metazoa; Chordata; Leptocardii; Amphioxiformes; Branchiostomatidae. The record is from RefSeq and is a predicted model, not a curated record. The transcript has a single exon. Gene Ontology annotation, molecular function: acyltransferase activity, transferring groups other than amino-acyl groups.